ACUGCGCGGCGGGGGCGGCGGGCGGGGCCGGAUGCAGGCGCUGCGGCGGGCGCUGUGGCCGGGCUGCGAGCGGCGCAGGAUGAAGGUGCUGGUGGCGGCGGCGGCGCUGGGCGCUGCCUUUCUGCUCCUGCUGCCCGCCGCGUCGCGGGCCGACGAGCGCAAGAAGGGGCCCAAGGUCACCGCCAAGGUGUUCUUCGACCUGCGGAUCGGUGAGGAGGAUGUGGGCCGUGUCACCAUCGGGCUCUUUGGCAAGACAGUGCCCAAGACAGUGGAGAACUUCAUGGCCUUGGCCACCGGAGAGAAAGGAUUUGGCUUCAAGAACAGCAAAUUCCACCGUGUGAUCAAGGACUUCAUGAUCCAGGGAGGAGACUUCACUCGUGGUGAUGGCACUGGAGGCAAGAGCAUCUACGGGGAGCGCUUCCCCGACGAGAACUUCAAGCUGAAGCACUACGGCCCCGGCUGGGUCAGCAUGGCCAACGCCGGCAAGGACACCAACGGCUCCCAGUUCUUCAUCACCACGGUGAAGACGCCGUGGCUGGAUGGCAAGCACGUGGUGUUCGGCAAAGUGCUGGAGGGCAUGGAUGUGGUGAGGAAGGUGGAGAACACGAAGACAGACAGCAGGGACAAGCCCCUGAAGGACGUCACCAUCACCGACUGUGGCACCAUCGAGGUGGAGAAGCCAUUCGCCAUCGCCAAAGAGUGACCCGCCUGGGGCUUGGCACUGCGUGCCUGGGGCUGCCCUGCUGCCCCUCACAGCAUUCCCCUGGCAGCCCGGGGUGGGGGAGCUGCAGCAGAGCCACCCUGCCCCACGACCAACCUGCUGUCAGCUGGGCAGCGGCAGGACGGGGCCUGGCAGUGCUGCCUCUGCCUUUUGUAAGAAGCACAGGCACCAAUAAAGGAGACCAAUGCCUUUUGUAAA
Pogoniulus pusillus (Red-fronted tinkerbird) is the source of this 919-nucleotide messenger RNA. It is a transcript of the gene PPIB, whose product is annotated as peptidylprolyl isomerase B. The record is from RefSeq and is a predicted model, not a curated record. Bases 32 to 703 code for a protein of 223 amino acids. The transcript has 5 exons. NCBI's taxonomy places the organism in Eukaryota, Metazoa, Chordata, Aves, Piciformes, Lybiidae. Gene Ontology annotation, molecular function: peptidyl-prolyl cis-trans isomerase activity. Gene Ontology annotation, biological process: protein folding; protein peptidyl-prolyl isomerization.